This is a messenger RNA of Lathyrus oleraceus (garden pea), 1002 nucleotides long. RefSeq lists its product as uncharacterized. The record is from RefSeq and is a predicted model, not a curated record. The transcript has a single exon. The coding region runs from base 1 to 1002 and encodes 333 amino acids. NCBI's taxonomy places the organism in Eukaryota, Viridiplantae, Streptophyta, Magnoliopsida, Fabales, Fabaceae.
AUGAAAGUAAUUGGGAAACUCCACGUCGAGAUUCCCUUCACCGAAGCUAUCACCCAAAUACCAUCGUAUGCCAAAUUUCUAAAAGACAUCUUAACCAACAAACAUAAGCUUGAUGAUCCUAAACCUUUAGAAUACAAUUCAAUUGUUGAAAACAAACUAGCCAAAAAGGAGAAAGACCCCAAAAGUUUUUCUAUACCUUAUGUUCUAGGAAAUCAUGUCAUUGAUAAAGCACAACUAGAUUUAGGAGCCAGUGUGAUCUUGAUAACUUUAGCUAUUUGUAAUAGAUUAAACCUAGGAGACAUGCAACCAACUAGGAUGUCCCUUCAACUGGUCGAUCAAUUAGUUAAAUAUCCAAUAGGUGUAUUGGAAGAUAUUCCAGUUAGGAUCGGACAACUGUAUAUUCCAACCGAUGUCAUUGUUAUGGACAUUAAAGAAGACGACAAAAUCCAUAUCCUUCUAGGUAGACCCUUCUUAUCAACUGCUGGAGCCAUAAUAGAUGUCCAAAGAGGAAAAAUUACUUUCGAGGUAGGGGAUGAAAAAGUAGAAUUUAUCUUAUCCAAAUUUAUAAUGGCACCUUCCAUAGAUGACUCAUAUUGUGCCAUCAAUAUCAUCGACAAGUGCAUAAGAGAACUAAACCAAGACCAAGAAACACUCACCGAAAUGAUUAAACUACCCUCAACACCUAUGAUGGAGGAUGAUGGUUUUAAAUCCAUGACACCCUUCGUUGAUGACAACCUUCAUGAAUGCUUGGCACUCACCACUGACCAUAUGCCUAGUCCUAAGAAACAAUUAUUACAGCUUAAGGAACUCCCAAAGAGCCUAAGAUAUGAAUUCCUUGACGAAGAACUAAAUCAUCUAGUUAUAGUAAGUGCAACCCUUAAUAAGGAUGUAACUAAUCAACUCUUAGAUAUCUUAAGAAAAUAUAAUGCAGCUCUAGGUUAUAACAUUUCCGACCUUAAAGGGAUAAGUCCUUCUGUGUGCAUACAUCGAAUUAUGCUAUAG